Molecule: messenger RNA, 836 nt
Organism: Prosopis cineraria
Lineage: Eukaryota; Viridiplantae; Streptophyta; Magnoliopsida; Fabales; Fabaceae
Product: ADP-ribosylation factor-like protein 8c
Exons: 7
Coding region: 130-684 (184 amino acids)
Biological process (GO): protein transport
Molecular function (GO): GTP binding; GTPase activity
Source: RefSeq, a predicted model, not a curated record
AAAGACCAGAGGAUAGCAACGACAGAAAGUGAUUAGCGUCUAGUCGGCGAAGUCAGAGAGUUGUGCACUACCUUCCUAGUCGAUUCAGAAUCUGUCCUCAAAGGCUCAAGCUCAGUUCCUUUUAAUGAAAUGGGUCUCUGGGAUUCUUUUCUCACCUGGCUCCGCAGCUUAUUUUUUAAGCAGGAGAUGGAACUGUCUCUGGUAGGUCUUCAGAAUGCAGGGAAGACAUCACUAGUCAAUGCAAUUGCUACAGGAGGAUACAGUGAGGAUAUGAUUCCAACUAUAGGGUUCAACAUGAGAAAAGUGACAAAGGGAAAUGUCACAAUAAAGCUUUGGGACCUAGGAGGACAAAGGAGAUUCCGAACAAUGUGGGAGCGUUACUGUCGUGGUGUCUCUGCUAUUGUUUAUGUUGUAGAUGCUGCUAAUAGGGACAGCAUUCCUGUCUCUAAAAGUGAGUUACAUGACCUCCUAAUGAAACCUUCUGUGAGUGAGAUUCCUUUGCUUGUUCUUGGGAACAAAAUUGACAAGUCAGAAGCACUAUCCAAACAAGCAUUGGUAGAGCAGUUAGGACUUGUGUCAAUCAAAGACAGAGAGGUCUGCUGCUACAUGAUUUCUUGCAAGGAUUCCAUAAACAUCGAUGUUGUCAUUAAUUGGCUUAUCAAGCACUCCCGAUUUGUAAAAUGAUCCCUCGUCCUGACCACUUUCUUCAGUUUUGGUCGUUAAGAAUUGAUGUGUAUCUGGUGGUUAUGGUCUGUUGAAGUAGUGUUCCUGUAAAGUGACCAACUGUCAGUGCAUUUCAUGCCUUGUUCUUAAUCAACCACAAAACAGAUGACAUU